Molecule: messenger RNA, 2361 nt
Organism: Brugia malayi
Lineage: Eukaryota; Metazoa; Nematoda; Chromadorea; Rhabditida; Onchocercidae
Product: rRNA methyltransferase, putative
Exons: 17
Coding region: 1-2361 (786 amino acids)
Biological process (GO): maturation of LSU-rRNA from tricistronic rRNA transcript (SSU-rRNA, 5.8S rRNA, LSU-rRNA); rRNA methylation; maturation of 5.8S rRNA from tricistronic rRNA transcript (SSU-rRNA, 5.8S rRNA, LSU-rRNA)
Cellular component (GO): nucleolus; preribosome, large subunit precursor; nucleus
Molecular function (GO): rRNA (uridine-2'-O-ribose)-methyltransferase activity; rRNA (guanine) methyltransferase activity
Source: RefSeq, a predicted model, not a curated record
AUGGGUAAAAAGACGAAAAUUGGUAAGCAGCGCCGAGACAAAUACUAUCAUCUCGCAAAGGAAGCAGGAUAUCGAUCUCGUGCUGCAUUCAAAUUGCUGCAACUUAAUAAGCGAUUCGAAUUUUUGCAAAAAUCCAGAGCAGUUGUUGAUCUAUGCGCAGCACCAGGUGGAUGGCUUCAAGUGGCCAUACAAAAUAUGCCUGUUUCAUCUAUUUGCAUAGGAGUGGAUUUAGUACCUAUUAAGCCGAUCAACAAAUGUGUAACUUUACAAGGUGAUAUAACCACUGAAAAAACUAGGCAGAUGGUUCGAAAAGAGCUGCAUGGCUGGGAAGCUGAUUGUGUGCUGCAUGAUGGUGCACCUAACGUAGGACGUAAUUGGGUUCAGGAUGCAUUCCAGCAAAAUUGUUUAACGCUAUCAGCUUUAAGACUUGCUACGCAAAUAUUAACAAAAAAUGGUAUUUUUGUGACGAAAAUCUUCCGUUCAAGUGAUUAUUGUCAUCUGAUAUCAGUAUUUGAGAAGCUGUUCAAACAAGUACACGUUUGGAAACCAGCAGCUUCACGUCUAGAAUCUGCGGAGAUUUUUGUAGUCUGUGAGAAGUAUUUAAAACCGGAAAAACUUGACCCCGAUCUCUUAGAUCCCAAAAAGGUAUUCGCUGAAUCGACACAGCAGUCAGUCAUCUCAAAUCCUCAAUUAAUGUUGCAACCACGCGCAAAGCUGAAGAAAGUACCAGCAACUGGCUAUGAAAAUGAAUCUGUUUCACUCCAUAAAACAAUAAAUGCCACAGAUUUUAUUCAUAGUAACAAUUAUCUAGAAUUAUUGGCUUCUGCAUACAAAAUUGCUCUAGAUGAUGAAAGAUGGUUAAAUAACGAAUCAACAACUGAUGAAGUGAAGUGUUGUUUGGAAGAUAUUAAGGUAUGCGGCCCGAGAGAGUUACGAUUGAUACUGAAAUGGAGACGUAAUAUUAUCACGAAAAUAAAUGAAGAAGGGAAUGAAACUGAAAAUCCAACAAAAGAUGAUGUAAUGGCGGUCAAUCCUGAAGAUGAAAGGAUGGCAGAAAUCGAACAACAGUUGUCAAUGGCAAAAGCAGAAGAAAAGGCAGCACUGAAGAAAAAGAAACGAAAAUUGCUGAAAGAUAAAGCUAAUCUCGAAAAAAGAAAAAAACUGAAAAUGCUAGUGGAAGGAGAUACGUACGAAAUACCCGAUGAACAGGAACUCUUCUCGUUAAAGAAACUUGCGAUAGCUAAGAAUAAACGGUGUGCAGAUUCAGAGUUAAGUAACAGUAAGAACGAGAAUGAGAGUGAUAACGAUGAAGGCUGUAGUAGUGAUGAUGAUAACGAUGAUUAUGGCAUAGAUGAUGAUGCGGAAGAAUUUCAUCACGAGCAGGAUCCAAGUAUGUCGAAAGCAGAGAAAACUGAAGCUCAAAAAGCAGAAUGGUUUGGCCGGCAUCAAGUUGCUGAACUGGUAGAUGAUGAAGAAGGUGCUCUAAAAGCUAUUGAGAAUUUCAUGAAAAAAUUUAAUAACACUUCACAAAGUUCUUUCAAUAAGAAGAAGAAGGAUGAAAGAGAUGGUCAGAAGUCAAUUGCCGACGCAUGGUCAGAUAGAGGAAAUAAUGCAGAUAGCCAAAAACUUAGUAACGGCGCAGGAAUAGAUGCAGGAACAACUUCUGUUUUCAUGGAUGAUGAUGAAAGCGACGAGGAGUAUCAUGAUAUAGACAAAAUUGAUACGAAAACUUCCUCAUCUGAUAUACCGCAGAAAGAAAAGCCAGGAAAAGCCAAAAAACUAUCGCCUGAGCUACUUGCACUUGGAGAACAACUAAUAUACUCAUCAAAAACAAGGCGAGAUCUGGAAGAUUGGGGAUGGAACAGGUAUACAAACAAUGAUGAAGGACUUCCUGAUUGGUUUGUAGAAGACGAAAAAAAGCACUUCAAAAAGGAACUUCCGGUUUCAAAAGAUCGAGUGGAUUUCUAUAAAAAUCGUAUGCGAGAUAUUAACACACGGACAAUCAAAAAAGUUGCUGAAGCAAAAGCACGCAAGAAAAAACGACGGGAUCGGAAAUUACAGCUAGCAAAGAAAAGAGCAGAAGGUAUCAUUGAAAGUGAAAAUAUGGAGCAAGCAGAAAAAAUCCGAGAGAUUCGCAAGUUAUACCGCAAGACAGCCUCAUCAAUAAAGGAAAAGAAAAAGAUAACCUAUGCAGUAAUGACGAAGGGCAAAAGAGGAAGUUUAUCUAGGCCAAAAGGGCCAUAUAAAGUAGUGGAUGCUCGGUUGAAGAAAGAUAAUCGUCGUCAAAAGCAGAUGAACCAGAAGAAAGGAUAUAAAGCAGGUGGUAGAGGUGGUAGGCGUCGCAAUAGGAGAUCCGAUUGA